AUGCCUAUACCUCGUUUCGCAGUUGGGAGAGAUCGCAGAAAGCAGGACUACGUUCAAUACAUCUUCAACGUUCGCAGAUGUCCAUGCGCGAUUUUCAACAGAAGCGUAGCGUUUGGGUGCAGGGAUGGCGGACAUGACGACAUCUUGAGAGUAGGACGAGGAAGAAGAUGA
Messenger RNA from Laccaria bicolor S238N-H82, 171 nucleotides. RefSeq lists its product as uncharacterized. Lineage: Eukaryota; Fungi; Basidiomycota; Agaricomycetes; Agaricales; Hydnangiaceae. The record is from RefSeq and is a predicted model, not a curated record. The transcript has 2 exons. Bases 1 to 171 code for a protein of 56 amino acids.